Molecule: messenger RNA, 1095 nt
Organism: Aspergillus niger
Lineage: Eukaryota; Fungi; Ascomycota; Eurotiomycetes; Eurotiales; Aspergillaceae
Exons: 2
Coding region: 1-1095 (364 amino acids)
Biological process (GO): mitochondrial proton-transporting ATP synthase complex assembly
Cellular component (GO): mitochondrion
Source: RefSeq, a predicted model, not a curated record
AUGCCCGCGUUUCAUCGGGCUGUUGCGGCUAUUUCGCGGCAGGCAGUAUUCAGAGGUGUGCAGAGUCAACAUGUUGUCGCACGUUCUAUCAGUGCCUCAGCAUUGAAGUCUGCCAUUGCUCAUCCCAUUACUACUCACGGCCCGCCACCUAAGGCCCCUUCACCUACACCUGCCAAUGCAGAGCUACUACAGAAAGAUGCGUCUUCGCAUCAGAAAAGCGAGAAAAGUCCGCUGCCAGGGAAAUCAUCUGUGCUUAAGAAGCGUUUCUGGAAGAAUGUUGAUGUUAAGCGGAAGUCAGAUGGGGAUUAUCAGGUUUUGCUAGACACACGCCCUAUUCGGACACCUUCCAAAGACGUAUUAUCCAUACCGUCAACGAAGCCUUAUCUUGCACAUGCGAUCGCGCUGGAAUGGGAUGUCAUGACCACUGCCCAGCAAGCGCUAAAGAACCACCUUAUCCCAUUAACUUCUCUGACCGCUCGAGCAGCGGAUAUUGCUGCAGAAGAUGCUCGAGGCGAAACUACUACGAGAGAUCAAAUAGUGAAGACGGCGAUGCGGUAUUUGGAAACAGACACCUUGUUGUGUUGGGUGCCGGAGCAGAAUGUUUACGCUGCUGAUGAAGUGGAUGCCGAUGGGAAGAAACCGGAAAGUCUCCGAGAGGCCCAAAUCCGGGUCGCUAAAGAUACAAUUGCCUUCUUGAGCACCAAAGUAUGGCCCGGCGUGGACAUUCAGCCCAUUCUUGACACCGAUAGCAUACUACCUGCUUCUCAGCCUCAGGCUACAAAAGACAUCAUUCUGCAGUGGAUAUCUGGUCUGCAGGCUUACGAUCUGGCGGGACUGGAGAGAGGAGUGCUGGCCGCAAAGAGCUUGUUGAUUGCAGUCCGUCUGGUCGCUGAAUGGAGUGAGACGUUCCGAGAGGUGCAACGACCGGGGCGAGAGAGGUUCGGCAUUGAGGAAGCAGCGGAAGCAUCCAGUCUGGAAGUCAGGUGGCAGACUGAUAUGUGGGGAGAGGUUGAGGAUACCCAUGAUGUCGACAAGGAAGAUUUGAAACGCCAGCUCGGCAGCGUCAUUGUAUUGGUUAGUGGAGAGACAAGGUGA